Messenger RNA from Cyanistes caeruleus (blue tit), 250 nucleotides. The record is from RefSeq and is a predicted model, not a curated record. NCBI's taxonomy places the organism in Eukaryota, Metazoa, Chordata, Aves, Passeriformes, Paridae.
CGUGUCCCCCCCUGGGGCUGGAGUCCCUGCGGGUGCUGGACUCGCAGCUCCGGGCGUCCAGCCACAAACGGCUCGGGCUGGGAGCGCACCGCGCCCGCCUCAACAUCCAGUCGGGUCUGUCGGACGGCGAUCCCUUCGACGGCGGCUGGUGCGCGGCGCACGCGGACACGGAGCAGUGGCUGCAGGUGGACGCGGGCGGCCCCACGCGCUUCACCGGCAUCGUCACCCAGGGGCUCAACUCCAUCUGGAC